Molecule: messenger RNA, 2622 nt
Organism: Aureobasidium subglaciale EXF-2481
Lineage: Eukaryota; Fungi; Ascomycota; Dothideomycetes; Dothideales; Saccotheciaceae
Exons: 8
Coding region: 1-2622 (873 amino acids)
Biological process (GO): protein import into nucleus
Cellular component (GO): cytoplasm; nucleus
Molecular function (GO): nuclear import signal receptor activity; small GTPase binding
Source: RefSeq, a predicted model, not a curated record
AUGGAUGCCUCAGCGUUGCUUUCGGCGACUCUGUCGCCUGAUACCAGCACCAGAACUGCUGCUGAAGCGCAGCUCAACCAGGCCGCAGAGGCCAACUUCUCCGGAUACCUCACACAUCUCUCGCAAGAACUCGCAAACGAGCAAGCACAACCUCAAGUGCGCAUUGCCGCUGGUCUUGCACUGAAAAACGCCUUCUCCGCCCGUGAAUACACCCGCCUACGCGAAGUACAGCAACGGUGGAUCAACAAUGUCGACUCGAACGUCAAGCAGUCAAUCAAGGGCCUCGCCCUCCAAACACUAAAGUCCAACGACGGCAGAUCAGGACAGUCAGCAGCCCAGUUCAUCGCCUCAAUCGCCGCCAUCGAGAUUCCCCGCGAGCAAUGGCCCGAGCUCAUGCCCACCCUGGUGCAGAACGUUGGCGAGGGCGGCGACCACCAGAAGCAGGCAUCGCUCACCACCAUCGGCUUCAUCUGCGAAGCCGAGGACCAGGACCUCAGGGAUAGUCUCUCUCAACACUCAAAUGCCAUUCUGACCGCCGUCGUUCAGGGUGCAAGAAAGGAGGAGCCUAACGCCGAUGUCAGAAAUGCCGCCAUCACCGCGCUUGGAGACUCGCUCGAGUUUGUCCGCACAAACUUCGAUAACGAGGGCGAGCGCAACUACAUCAUGCAAGUCGUCUGCGAGGCCACUCAGGCAGACGACAACCGCAUCCAGCAGGGCGCCUACGGAUGUUUGAACAGAAUCAUGGGUCUCUACUACGACAAGAUGCGUUUCUACAUGGAGAAGGCUCUGUUCGGCCUGACCAUUCAAGGCAUGAAGAACGAUGAGGAGGAUGUAGCCAAGCUCGCUGUCGAGUUCUGGUGCACUGUCUGUGAAGAGGAAAUCUCUAUUGAAGACGACAACUCUCAGGCGACCGCCGAGGGCUCUACCGAGAUGCGCGAGUACUUCAACUUUGCCCGCAUCGCUACCCCCGAGGUUGUGCCCGUUCUGCUCGAGCUGCUCGCCAAGCAGGAUGAGGAUGCUGCUGACGAUGAGUACAACAUCUCUCGUGCUGCUUACCAAUGUCUACAGCUCUGGGCCCAGACUGUCGGUGGUGUUAUUGUCACCGCCGUCCUUCAGUUCGUCGAGAAGCACCUCCGCUCCGAGGACUGGCACUACAGAGAUGCCGCCGUCUCAGCCUUUGGUGCCAUCAUGGAGGGCCCCGACGAGAGUGUCCUUAGCCCUCUAAUUAAGCAGGCUCUGCCCGUCAUGAUUGGCAUGAUGGAAGACCCCGUCAUCCAGGUUAGAGACUCUGUUGCUUACGCUCUUGGCCGUAUCUGCGAGACUUGCUCCGACUCGAUCGACCCCGCCACACAUCUGCAGCCCUUGAUCAGCUCGCUGUUCAACGGCUUGUCCAGUCACCCCAAGAUGGCUUCAUCGUGCUGUUGGGCUUUGAUGAACCUUGCCGACCGCUUCGCCGGAGAGCCCGGCUGCCAGGAGAAUGCUCUGUCUGCUCACUUCCAGAACAGUGUCACCCACCUCUUGCAGGUCACCGAGAGAACCGAUGCCGACCACCAGCUUCGCACCGCCGCUUACGAGGUCCUCAACGCCUUCGUCACAAACUCCGCCAACGACUCCCUCCCCGUCGUCGGUCACCUUACCAAUGUCAUCCUCGAGCGUCUUGAGAGCACCAUUCCUAUGAGCCAACAGGUCGUCAGCGUCGAAGACAAGCUUAUGCUUGAGGAGAUGCAGACCAGCUUGACCAGUGUUGUCAUUGCCAUCAUUCAGCGUCUCGAGACCGAGAUCAAGCCUCAGGCCGACCGCAUCAUGCAGCUUAUGCUUCAACUCCUCAACACCGUUGGCCCCAAGUCUUCGGUUCCUGACACCAUCUUCGCUGCUGUUGGUGCUCUCGCCAGCGCUGUCGAGGAAGACUUUGCCAAGUACAUGGAGGCCUUCGCUCCCUUCCUUUACACUGCCCUUGCCAACCAGGAAGAGCCUGCCAUCUGCGCAAUGGCUAUCGGUCUUGUCAGCGACAUCUCGCGUGCCUUGAAUGAGAAGAUUCAGCCGUACUGUGACGCCCUGAUGAAUAACCUUCUCAACGACCUUCGCAGCUCGACGCUCGGUAACCAAUUCAAGCCCGCCAUCCUCCAGUGCUUCGGUGAUAUUGCUCAAGCAAUUGGCGGUGCCUUCGAGACCUACCUUUCGGUCGUCGCCCAGGUCUUGCAGCAGGCCGCUUCCAUCUCCGUACCCGACACCUCUUUCGAGAUGCUCGAGUACGUUGUCACUCUUCGUGAAGGCAUUAUGGAUGCCUGGUCUGGUGCAUUCAUGGCUAUGAGAACCGGUGGCAAGAGCCAACUCUUGGCUCCCUACGUCGAGUCGGUCUUUAGCCUUCUCCAGACCAUCUUCCAGGACCCCAACCGCUCCGAGGCUCUGCUUCGCACCAGCAUGGGUGUCAUCGGUGACUUAUCUGAGACAUUCCCUAACGGCGAAUACAGUCAGCUGUUCAGCCACCAAUGGGUGACCAACAUGGCCCGUGAAGUUCGUGCCAACAAGGAGUAUUCUCAGCGUACUCAGGACACCGCCCGCUGGGCUCGCGAGCAAAUCAAGCGCCAAUCCGCUGCCGCUGCCAAUGUCCAGAUGUCUUAG